Molecule: messenger RNA, 1575 nt
Organism: Ostrinia furnacalis (Asian corn borer)
Lineage: Eukaryota; Metazoa; Arthropoda; Insecta; Lepidoptera; Crambidae
Product: putative nuclease HARBI1
Exons: 6
Coding region: 350-1486 (378 amino acids)
Source: RefSeq, a predicted model, not a curated record
AUAACUUGCGUAAAGGUAAUAGUAUCGUUAACGUAAAUAAUUUGUAUGAGAAUCUGAGAGCGCCUCUAUCGGACGUAAAACAAACUAAAUUUGGCAGCACAAAUGCCUAUUGUAUAGUAACGUAAUCGUACGGUAAAUGUAUCGUAUGAUGUUUAUACUAACUUUGCGAUCACGAACCUUUUUUUGACGUAUAGAAUAGUAAGUGGCGAUAGCUGGCUAACGUAAGCUUACGAAUGUUUUGUCACGGUAAAUUUUUCAGUGUUAAAACUUGCGUCGGAAGUAAAACGUGUUUCAUAAAUAAAUUUCAGUGGGUUUUAAUACGUUUUAUGUAUUAAUAAAUUUACGUAAAAUGCAAGGAGCGCGUAGAGUUGAACGUAGUGCAUUGUAUUAUUAUCUUGCAACAAGAUUACUUGAGAUUGAGGGCGGUAACAAUGAACAAAGAGAAACUAGAGAAAUAAGUCGUAGAUGUAAGGAGAGAAAAAAAAUUAAUUUAUUAGAUCUAAACGAAACCGAAUUUAAGAAUAGGUUUCGUCUUAGUAAAGAAGCUUUUAUAUUCUUAUGCGAUAAAUUACGUCGACAUACUUCUUUGAAGUCAACCAAACGAAUUAGCUUGGAACUUAAGAUUCUUUGUGCAUUGUCGUUUUACGCCACUGGAUCGUACCAAAGACUAGUUGGAAUGGCAAAACAUUUAGGUCAAACUACAGUCAGCAAGUACGUACGAGAAGUGACCGAUGCACUUGUUAGUCCGCCAAUAUUGAAUUUUUAUAUUAAAUUUCCGACAACAAGAGAGCAAAGAGAUGCGGUAAAAAAUCAAUUCUACUCAAAGUUCGGCUUUCCUGGGGUCAUAGGGUGUAUUGAUGGAUGUCAUUUCCAUGUUUUUAAACCCAAAAAAGAUAUUGAACAUUUAUUUUAUUGUAGAAAGCACUUCCAUUCAUUAAAUGUACAAAUGAUAUGCGACAGUGAUUGCCGAAUAUUAAAUAUUAACGCAAAAUAUGGGGGAGCUACCCACGAUGCGUUUAUUUGGGAUAACAGCAUGGCAAAUAAUUAUAUGCAAGAACUACAUCGGCAUAAUGAACAAGUUUGGUUAUUAGGUGAUUCUGGGUAUCCUCAGCGACCCUGGCUAAUGACUCCUAUACCUGAUGCUGUUGAAGGAAGCCCUGAAGCAAAAUACACCCAAGUACAUGGAAAAGCCAGGGUCACGAUUGAAAACACCUUUGGGCGGUUAAAAAAUCGUUGGCGAUGUUUGUGUAAGGACCGCACACUACACUACACACCAAAAAAGUGUGCAAAAAUAAUAAUGGCAUGCAGUGUGUUGCACAACUUAGCCAAAGAUUUUAAUGUGCCCGAACCAGAGGAACACCUUUUAACUGAACCAAACAUAAUCUCUGGACAUGUUUUCCAAGAGAGUGAGGCUGGAGACGACUUAGGAAGAGGACGAGCAAUAAGAAGUAUGUUGGUUGAUAGGAUCAAUAGGCUACACAUGUAAUCUAAAUCUAAAAAAAACCUAUGUAUCUGGUUAGAAAGCUGUAAUUAUUUUAAGAUUGUUUAUUUUUUUUUAAUUAAAACUAACGUAAG